UUAAAUAAUAAAAACAUUCAUGAAAAUUAAACUUUUAAUUUAAAUGGCAUCUAAUCAAGAUUCAUUUACAAAAGGAAAAACGAUAAAAAGACAACACCUUUUUAUAAAAGAUUUAAAAUCUCUUAUGUAUGCCUUUGGUGAUGAUAAACAACCUGCACUUGAUUCAGUAAGAAUACUUGAGGAUAUUGUUAUAGACUAUAUAAAUGAAAUGUGUUUGGAAGCAGCUCGUAUUGCUGGUACUAGAAACAAAUUAAAAGUAGACGACUUUAAAGUCGAUUUGUUUUAAGAAAUGAUCCUCGUAAACUAGGUCGUGUGGAAGAACUUCUAACUUUACAAAGAGUAAUUGCAGAAGCACGAAAACAAUUUGAUGACAAGGAUUAAACAAUUUCAAAAAAACGAAUAAACUAUGGGGAACUAUAUAUUGAU
This is a messenger RNA of Pneumocystis carinii B80, 426 nucleotides long. Its product is annotated as transcription initiation factor TFIID subunit 13. Bases 44 to 286 code for a protein of 80 amino acids. Gene Ontology annotation, molecular function: protein heterodimerization activity. The record is from RefSeq and is a predicted model, not a curated record. NCBI's taxonomy places the organism in Eukaryota, Fungi, Ascomycota, Pneumocystomycetes, Pneumocystales, Pneumocystaceae. The transcript is spliced from 4 exons. Gene Ontology annotation, biological process: RNA polymerase II preinitiation complex assembly; transcription by RNA polymerase II. Gene Ontology annotation, cellular component: transcription factor TFIID complex.